ACUUUGUUUUCAACACAUAACUGAGAAAAUCCCAGGAAGCUGACCCAUCCAAGUCAAUCAUCUCUGAAGAGUGUAGACACACUGAGUACUAGAGUCAACCUUUCCUCUACGUGAGCCAAAAAAGAGAAAAACAACCUGCCAAACACCAGUAAAGAGAUGACUACCAUCGUAUGGGAAUUUGAAGAGCUUCUAUAUGGCACAUUCAUGAUCCAAAUGGGAGAGGAUCAGUCAUCAUGAUGUCUCAGAAGGCCUUUUGACUGAGUAACAAGAAGGGGAAAUUAUAACAGCUUGUCAUCUGUGCUUGCACAUUAGACUUCCAUGUAGUUAAUGUAGAUAAAUUCAAAGCAAACAUGCAGAUAGUUCUUUGAAAAGCCCCCAAAUCAUGUCUAGAAGCUCUGACCAAUGCAAUAAAAAGGAGGUUAUUCUAUAUUCAGUUUCUCCAGCCCAUCGAUGAUCAAUCUUUCAGAAAGAGCAGCAGUAGAUUGCAAAUUUAGAUUUUUAACCACCAUUUAGCAAAGGCAGCUUCUCUAGAAACAAGCAUGACUGCUAAUGACACAUGUUAUGAGAUCAAUAGAGACAAUACAGAUUUCCGAUACUUCAUCUAUGCUGUGACAUACACUGUCAUUCUUGUGCCAGGUCUCAUAGGGAACAUAUUAGCCUUGUGGGUAUUUUAUGGUUAUAUGAAAGAAACCAAACGGGCUGUGAUAUUCAUGAUAAACCUGGCCAUUGCUGACUUACUACAAGUCCUCUCCUUGCCCCUGAGGAUCUUUUACUAUUUGAAUCAUGACUGGCCAUUCGGGUCUGGCCUCUGCAUGUUUUGUUUCUAUCUGAAGUAUGUCAACAUGUAUGCAAGCAUCUACUUCUUGGUCUGCAUCAGUGUGCGAAGAUUUUGGUUUCUCCUGUACCCCUUUCGCUUCCAUGACUGCAAACAGAAGUAUGACCUAUACAUCAGCAUUUCUGGCUGGUUGAUAAUCUGCCUUGCCUGUCUGCUAUUUCCUCUCCUCAGAAGAAAUGAUGACACCCCUAGCCACAGAACCAAAUGCUUUGUGGAUCUUCCUACCAGGAAUGUCAAUCUAGCUCAGUCUGUUGUCAUGAUGACCAUUGGCGAGUUGAUUGGGUUUAUCACUCCUCUUCUGAUCGUCCUGUUUUGCACCUGGAAAACAGUUUUAUCAUUGCAAGAUAAAUAUCCUGUUGCACAAGACCUUGGAGAGAAAAAGAAAGCCUUGAAGAUGAUUCUAACCUGUGCAGGAGUUUUCCUAAUUUGCUUUGCACCUUAUCACUUCAGUUUUCCUUUAGAUUUCCUGGUCAAGUCCAAUGAAAUUAAAAGCUGCCUAGCCAGAAGGGUGAUUCUAAUAUUUCAUUCUGUUGCCUUGUGUCUUGCUAGUCUGAAUUCCUGCCUUGACCCAAUCAUAUACUACUUUACCACUGAUGAGUUCAGAAGACGGCUUUCAAGGCAAGAUUUGCAUGAUAAUGUAAAACUCCAUGCAAAAUCACUUGUGAGCAACCAUACCACAUCUAUCUUGUCAACUGAAUUAUGUUAAAUUAAAAAAAUGGAUGUGGACUGAAGUAUAUUAUUACAUAUUUGUAAUACUCCUAGCUACUGGGAAGUAAUCACAGCAAGCACUCAAAGCUUUUCAGUUAUGCUCUAUCUUAUCUAUAUGAAGAUUUCACGUUUUCAUAACACAAUCUAUUUAGAGCAUUAUAUUCCACUAUCAUCAAUGUUGAGAUGUCCUUGUAGUAAUUUAUCAUCAAGUCUUUAAGAUUUAAGCUCUAAAAUUUCAGUGACAUACUAUAUUCACAUGCUUUCAGCAGGAGUCAGUAGUUUUAUCUAUGAACCUAAGACACAGAGAGACAAUUAACUUGAACUCAUUUUAAGCACUUGGUUUUGUUACAAUGGAUACUGAAUUUCUUUGUAUUUAGAAACAAUAUAGUUGUCUAUUUAUACUAGUAAUCACAGUUUAUAUCCCAAUAUCAUGUUUUAGUUGUCUUUAAGUAGGAUAGGUAAUAUAUUAUUUUGUGAAACAGUGUUAUAAACACAGACCAUUUUGAUCUCCUAUAUGUGAUUAUACUCAUGAGUUUGAAGACUCAAAUAGCUAUUUCCUUCAUUUAAGUAUCAGUAUGAAAAAGCAUCUAUCACAUCUAUUAAUAGAAUGAAAAUCUGAACUCAGGCCUCUGAUAUGUUUAAAAUAAGAACAAGAAACUAAUUCACAUACUGUCUAUGACUGUAUAAAUUGCCAUAUUUAAUCUAUCCAGGACAGGUAGCUUGUCAAAGUUCAUAUAAUGUGACCCACAUUGUCUUUAAAGGUCCAGGAGAAAGCAGAUAUGUGAUAACCACAGUUCUGAUUCUCUUAAACUAUUUCCAGACAGCACCUUUGAAGAUGUAUAUAUCUUUCAAAGAAAGAAAGUGUCCACUAUGCUUCUAGAGUGACACUGAGGUACCUGAGAGGUUACUGCACUUUCUGAGCCUAUACAAGAAGCAGUGAACUAAAUUUAGACAAGAGCAAAAAGAUAAAAGUUAUUUUUUACUUUUAAGUGGCAACUAUCAGGCUGCAUUCACAAGCCAGAGUAAGGUCUAGAGGCAGCCAGGCAUGUAGACUCUAGAGUCCUCAGUAACAUUUUUGAUCCAGCUUUGCUCCAGUCAUACUAUUCUAAGGCCAAUACAGCAUCUUCCAAGGCAGCUGGGAGAGUCAACUUUUCCCCUGUUGAGAAAAGUGCAGAAGAUUAACACUGGCAACAUUGGGCACCUAUUGAAACCCUUUGCCUACUAAUACCUGUUUAGAUCUAGUAUGCAAGAAACAGACCCAGAAUAUGAGUAACAAUUAAACCUGAGGUCAUAAAUAUUAGAAUACAUUGAAAAAUAUUUUGGCAAACAGCUCUAACUUUUAAAACAUGCUUUAACUAAAAUCUGUGAGGUAUAAAACACACAGAUAAUUCUGGCCUGGAAGGAACGUGAAAAUCAAAGAAGAGCUCCAUCAUAUUUACAGGAAAGGAGUUAUUUUAGACACACAGUUCUGAUAUUAAUACUUUUGGGGGGAUUAGCAAAAUCAAAAUGAAUUUUAAUAUCUUAGAUGAAUGGAAAACUUUCUAAUGUUUUCUCUAGACUAGUGUUGAUUUCCUUGAAUUUUGUUAUUAAAAUAUUAUCCUGUUAGAAGACUGACUUUUUACGGAUAGCAAUAAUGUAUGUGUCUAUCUCCUAAUUGUUCAUGGUAAGGUACAUAUUUUGAUGUGUUAAAUGAGUUCUAAAAGAGUGGUAAAUUGUGCUUUAAAAUGAGUAACUGUAACUAUGUCUAGUCUAUUUGCUUUAAAGUGAUUUGUGUUUGACCAUAAUUUAGUAUUGUAAUGGGAUCAGAAGUAAUAAUUUUGUGUAUACUUGUAAUGAGAGACUUGUCUACAUAAUAUAUGUUUACUAGUUUCUAUAUUAUCAUAAACUACACUUUUAGGAUCAUUUGGGGGAGGCCUGUGAUUUAAUUUCAUUAAUGUAUUAAUUUCACUUUAAACAUACCUGUUAUCUUAAAGAGGAAAAAAAUAUUUCCAGGAGAUUACUGAACUUCUUAGAGGAAAUGUUGAGGUUAGAGCCCAUUUAUGAAGCAGUCCAGGAGUCCUUGAAAAUUAUUUAUGUCAUUUGAGAAAAGUACAGAGAGAACAAGUGUCCAGUAUUCUUAUGCUGCUUAGCUAAGAACCACCCUUUCUCUUCAGGUUUGCCCAUCUAAGUUUGUAUUUAAUGUUGUGAUUUACUUUAUUAACCCGUUUUCACCAUGAAUAUACUUUGUCUUCUAUUCCCUUGAUCUAGUCAGUAACUGAUCAGUCUAUUCACACUAAGGUAAUAAGGACUGAUGUUAGCUUAAUAUUAAUUUGCCUAGGAAUAUCUGAAUUCUAGGCCUUAGGGAUGAAUUUUAUCUCAAAGUGUAAGUAUUUUGUUUUAAUGGAGUGAUCAAAAACACUGAAACAGACUAGAAAGAAUGAUAUUUUGAAGAAAGUGGAUCUUAGAGCAGUGCCUUUCAGAUUACAUAUGGUAAGUAAACACCUACUUUACUUACCAUGAUGGGAUGCUAUAUAUAUAUAUAUAUAUAUAUAUAUAUAUAUAUAUAUAUAUAUAUAUACACACACACACAUACAUGCAUAUGUACAAAUACCUAUUUAUUAUACUACUACUUGGCCUAUACUAGGUUUAGGCCAGAUCAAAAAGAUACAAGUUAUGUUUUACUUUUAAGUGGCAACUAUCAGGCUACAUUCACAAGUCAGAGUAAGGUUUAGAGGCAGCCAGGCAUGUAGACUCUAGAGCCCUCAGUAAUUUUUUUGGUUCAGUUUUGCUCCAGGCAUACUAUUCUAAGGCCAGUACAGACUCCCCCAAGGCAGCUGGGACUGAUUGGAGUGAUUUCCAUGUCAUUAUUAUUCUCAUUAUUGUUAUUAUUAUUAUGUUCAAACGGUGUAUACAUUUUCAUUGUCACUUGGAUAAGCAACUAAUCCUAUUAAUCUGUAAUUCCAUGAAAAGGACCCAUCUGCCUUAUGGACAACAGAACAAACCAUGUUGGUCUGAAAGGGUUCAUAAGUGGAACUCUUGCGCAACUUCAUUUUUAUGUCAUCUUUUUGUUUUUAUUCCCAAUAUACUGUGAAAAUGUUGCUUUGUAACAUAUUUAUAUUUAUAAUUUAUAAUACACAUCU
Molecule: messenger RNA, 4662 nt
Organism: Capra hircus (goat)
Lineage: Eukaryota; Metazoa; Chordata; Mammalia; Artiodactyla; Bovidae
Gene: GPR174
Product: G protein-coupled receptor 174
Exons: 1
Coding region: 540-1541 (333 amino acids)
Biological process (GO): positive regulation of Rho protein signal transduction; phospholipase C-activating G protein-coupled receptor signaling pathway
Cellular component (GO): membrane
Molecular function (GO): G protein-coupled receptor activity
Source: RefSeq, a predicted model, not a curated record